Molecule: messenger RNA, 657 nt
Organism: Caenorhabditis remanei
Lineage: Eukaryota; Metazoa; Nematoda; Chromadorea; Rhabditida; Rhabditidae
Exons: 4
Coding region: 1-657 (218 amino acids)
Molecular function (GO): protein binding; histone H4K20 methyltransferase activity
Source: RefSeq, a predicted model, not a curated record
AUGAGAAGAAGAAAGCCGUGGACCGUGAAGAAACGCCGCCCUCGUCCACGAAAGACUGCUUCAGAUUCUGCAGCUUCACCCAAAAGGAUCAGGAAGCCCCCGGCUCCCAAAGAUCAGAAAACUCCGUUGAUCACAGAGUUUUUCAAAGUAAGACGGAGUGGUCGUAAGACAAAAAAGCAACUCAAGAGGGAGACGGAGUUGGAGAUUCACCAGAAGGUACUCAAUAAGACCAACGAGCCUCUUCUUGAAAUCUUCACAGAGAAGGUGAAGGGACGUGGAAUCAAAACAACGGUCCCAUUCGAGAAAGGAGACUUUGUCGUCGAGUAUAAAGGAGACUUGGUGGAGCACAACAAAGCCAAAGAGAUGGAAGAGCAAUACUCGAAAAAUGAAGAUAUUGGCUCCUACAUGUUCUUCUUCGAGUAUUUGGCAAAGAAGUGGUGUGUCGACGCCACAGCCGAGACACCAUACAAGGGACGGCUUGUCAACCAUUCGAAGUUGAGGCCGAACCUCAAGGCGCGGGCGAUCAGCAUUGAUGGAGCAGUGCACCUGAUCCUCGUGGCCAAGUCGAAAAUUGAAGUGGGCGAGGAGCUUCUCUACGACUACGGGGACAGGAGCAGUGAAGUCACCUCUGUCAACACCUGGCUCCUAACUUCAUAA